AUGGUACUUAUUAACGGGGUUAAGUAUGCCUGCGAAAGAUGCAUUCGUGGCCAUCGAGUAACAACGUGUACCCACACCGAUCAGCCGCUAACAAUGAUUAAACCCAAGGGCAGACCUGCUUCGCAAUGUCAACAUUGCAGAGACCAGCGCAAGAACAAAAAUCUACAUGUAAGUUGCACCUGUGGUAAGAAGGGGAAGAGCCCGGGGAUGCACUUGGCCCUGUGUGCGUGUCAUAAGAACACUCACUGCACAUGUUCCUCAGGGAACCCUACCACCCAUGGCUCAUCAGUCAAUGGGUCAGCACCAAAUGGUGUCAAGGCGAGGGUUUUGGGUUCCAAGUUGGAGUUGUCAAGACGCCGUUCCUUGUUGGAGAGAAGUCAGUCCGACUUGAGCUUACCUUUAUUGGAUGCAAAGAGUAACUCAGGCCCAAAUGGUGGUGUUAAUGGUGGUGUUAAUGGUGGUGGCGCGGGCAGUGGAGGAAUGGCUGCUGCAGGCGGUGGUGGUGGUGGUGGAUACUUGCUUGAGUAUAGUCGUGGGUAUUCCUCAAGCAGCCACUUGCCAUACAGCUUGUCAGAGCAAUCCUCUUUGGAUGAAGGUGCAGCACUUGGAGGCGGAAGCGCAGGUGGGAAUGAGCUUAAUGGAACCGCUAGCACGCUAGACCCAAACUACAUUAUUGAGGAUGUUGUUGUACCAUUUGAGCCUGGAUUGGGCUUGUUUGACUUAUUUCUGCCCUCUCCAGAGGUAUCUGCCGCCAACAGCAGCAGUAACUCGAAGACCAACGUCAACGACGCCAUGAAUGUGGAUAAUUCUGGGAAUCACUUGGACCACGGGAUUUCGAUCAGUCGAAACAAUUCUACCAAUACAAAUCUGAACUUUGCUAAACAAUCGUCGAUAUCGCCUACACCGGGCCAGGCUCAAUCCCAUGGUCUGCAAUCAUAUUCCCAGGGCCAACCACUGGGCCAGUCCCAGGGGCAGCAGCAGACUCAAAACCAGUCAGUUGAAGAACAAUUGGAACUCGCAGAUGGUAUGUUUCCGUUGUUUCCAUUGAUAGGAACCACCAGUUUUGACACAAACAACAAGCCGCUCAGCAAAACACCGAGCCUAAACCAUGGUAAUGGUCAUAGUAACAAUGGAACUCACUACCAACCAAUACGGCCAAAGAGACCAGAAAGUGUGCUAUCUAUUGCAUCGAAUUCCUCCACUGGUACUAGUCUCAGUAAGAAUAUUGACACCCAUACCGGUAUUGUGGCUGCUACAUCGUCUGCAUAUCCUCCUGUCUCCUAUUCACAAUCUUCAUUCGAUUUAAAUACGCUAAAUUCUCAACAAUCAACGUCACAGAAGCCACACGUGAAUAAUAAUUACAGCCAUAAAGAUUUGGAUUUACUUGGAGGUUAUGCAUCUUCGUCAACUCAAAUAGAUAAUGGGAUCAUGUUUCAACCGACAUCACAACCACAAUUUACCGAUUUAAAUAAUUUAUUUAAUGAGGAAAACGAUGAAAGACUUGCUGAGUACGAACUAUUCUUAAAUGAAUUGAAGGGCGAUGACAAAAGAAGCUCGAUGUCGCUGGUAAUAUCACAACCUCAACAAGGGCAUACUUUGCAGCGACAACUGCUGCAACAAUUUCAACAACAGCAGCAGCAACAACAACAACAACAACAACAACAACAACUGCUUCACCAUCAGCAACAACAAAACCAGUUACUGGGGGUUCAGUCUCCACUUUCACCAAUUUCUCAACAAUCAUUGUUACAGCGUAACCCUCUGCUUCAGCAGCGUCAAAGACAACUGCUGCAACUGCUGCAUCACCUGAACCAACUGUUACCCCAUCCACCUGCUCUAUCAAGCCAUCCUCCACAUCCACCUCAGCAAUAUCAACAAACACAAAGAGCACAAACAAAACUGCCACCAGUAUUGCAGAACUCAAAUGUACAAAAUGGAGAUCAAUCCUUAUUCAGUGAAUAUGGAUCAAUACCUAUGUUUAACGAUAUUCCCGGUCUGCUUAAGUUUGAUCAACUGGACAACAUUCAAGGAUUUGAUAUUUAA
Molecule: messenger RNA, 2043 nt
Organism: Dujonia railenensis
Lineage: Eukaryota; Fungi; Ascomycota; Pichiomycetes; Serinales; Debaryomycetaceae
Source: the annotation of a GenBank genome assembly